GGGGUUUGGGGUGGUCCAGACAGUCGCUCCUUGUGUACCUCACACACUCAGCCUCUGCGCAUCAUUUAAAGGGGAGCCCGGCUGUCGCUUCCCCCGGUCAGACUCACCUCCUGGCUGCGUUAUAAAAAAAACAAAAAAAAAAACACAAUAGCUCCAACCCUACUCCACCACUUUAUCUCCCCUCUUUUUUUUUCUCUCUCUCUCUCUCUCUUCUUUUAUUUUAUUCUUUUCGUCUGAAGCCAACCGGUCAACUUAAAACCGACUCGCACCACCAUUAUAUGGAAAAUACAGGACUGCCGGGCGCAUUUAUUCUCUCCUGCCCGAGAGGAAGCGCACGGUGGAAAACGUUUGAGGAAAGAAAAGCAGGCGUGAUUCUUGGACGUACGGCGCAUCAUGAGAACACAACAACUGCCAACAAGGGAGGACCUGGCAUGGACCGCUGUGUCUAAAUGAAGUGGUUCAGCCAUGCAAUGUUCCUGGAAGGCAGUGAUUCUGCUGGCCUUGGCCUCCAUUGCCAUCCAGUACACGGCCAUCCGGACACUCACCUCCAAGCCUUUCCAGUUGUGCCCAUUGCCCAGCCCCCAGAACUGUGGUCUGGGGGGCCAGGAGACAGAACCUCCCUUUGAGCGUGGAGCAGCAGGCGGUGGAGGCUGCGAUGACUACCCUUACUUUUCCAUCAAUGCCACGCGUAAAACACACAUCCUGGUCCUGGCCACCACUCGUAGCGGUUCCUCCUUUGUUGGCCAGCUGCUCAACCAGCACCAGGAGGUAUUCUACUUGUUCGAGCCUCUUUAUCAUGUUCAGACUACACUAAUUCCACGCCUGUCACACAGUCGCAAUGCUGCAGACCGGCGUGUUAUGCUGGGUGCCAGUCGGGACCUCCUACGUAGCCUGUACGGUUGCGACCUCUAUUUCCUGGAGAGCUAUAUCAAGCCAACACCCACAAACCACACCACAGAUAAACUGUUCCGCCGUGGCGCUAGCCGAGCAUUGUGCCAGCAACCUGUCUGUGAUGCCUUUGGUCCUGCUGAUGUUAAUGUGGAGGAAGGGGACUGUGUCAAGAAAUGUGCGUCUCUAAACAUGACCUUAGCAACGGAGGCGUGCCGCGAGAAGAGGCACGUGGCAAUCAAAAUUGUCCGGGUGCCGGAGAUUGGAGAUCUACGCGCUUUGGUGGAAGACCCACGGCUGAAUAUUAAAGUGAUUCAACUCGUCAGAGACCCACGUGGUAUCCUGUCAUCACGGAUCGAGACUUUCAGGGAUACAUAUCGUCUAUGGCGUAUUUGGAGGGCCACGGGGCGAAGACCCUAUAAUCUAGACUUGAGUCAGCUCACUGUUGUGUGUGAAGACUUUCUCAGUUCUGUUUCAACUGGUCUUAGCCAUCCCUAUUGGCUGAAAGGGAAGUACAUGUUGGUUCGCUAUGAGGAUUUGGCUAAAAAUCCGCUUCUCAAGACAAAGGAAAUGUAUGACUACCUGGGGCUGCCUAUGGAUAAAAAUGUGGAAGACUGGAUACAUGCAAACACUCGGGGCAGCAAUGAGCCCUCAGCCAAACACAAGUUUGGUACAGUGAGGGACUCGGCAGCCAAUGCAGAGAGCUGGCGUUUGAAACUGUCUUAUGACAUGGUAGAAUACACACAGACUGUGUGUCAAAAAGUACUUCACCAGCUGGGAUACAAGGCUGUGAAAUCAGUAGAGGAACUGAAAAAUAUGUCCCUCUCACUGGUACAGGACAAAACUUUUGUAGCUUUUUUGUAACAAAGAUAGUUCUCUAAUGACUAUUUUUGAUAUAUUUAUAAUUGUUGCCUUAUAAUUUCCAUAGUUUGUCGGUUUUGUUUUCUGUAAUUCUGUUUCUUCAAAUUUGCACUAAACUUUAAAUAUUUUAAACGCACCAUGGGAACGUAUGGAUGAUUUCCCCAAUGUUGCAGAACAGCACACGUUAAACACAAAGUAAUCAAAUGAGCUAGUUUUUCAAAUGUGUUGUUAUUUAGUUGUUGUUGUUUUUUCCAUGAAUAGAGCUUAGACAAGGCACUGUCUUCAUUAAGGAUCUGUAUGCAAGCUGUUGUUCCAACAAAAGUCAAAUGUUGCCCUUUGGAAACAUGCAAUGGAGUUUUUGUUUUCUUAGACCUGUGACGGCAAAUUUGGACUGUACGAGCCCUACUGUGCAAUAAAUAGUGAAUGUCGCAGUCAACCUUUACCACUAUGGCAUUUCUAUCCAUGUGGGAAGAGAAGAGAUACUUUGACAGAUGCCACGCUUGCAAAGGAUAAUUACAGACAAUUAAUAGGCUCUCAAGUUAAAGGGACAGAAUCCCACUGGAGGUCACGAGUGUUUCAUCAGAAGAUUUACAACCAUCUGUGAUAGACAAACAGACACUAAUGAGAGGUAAUGCUAAAACCUUAAUUACUGUAGCUAUUUAGAGAACACAUGACAUCUUUAAGAUGAUUGCAGCAUCAAAAACACGCUGUAGAGUAGACACUGAAGCACUCUGAUGAAAAACUGUAUUUCUCCCUUUUAUUUAUUAUUACUUUAUUUAUUUUUUUCUUCAUUUAUUCGAAAUCAUCGUGUGGAAUUUACUCUGCCUUUUCUGUCUCUGAUUAAAAAUGUCUAUGCCAUUGUCAUCCUUUGAUAGUAAGACAUUCAUUCAUCACCUUUUUUUGUGUCACCUGAUGAGUAAGAUGACAUCCUAGAAUAAAAAAUAGCGUAUGUAUUCUCUCUCAAGUUAAAAAAAAUAAUACACUUCAACAGGGAAGAUGCCUUUGUACUGUAGACACCCUCAGAUUCUCAUUUUCCCAGCGUGUGUUGACAGUUUAUACUGUACAACACAGCCACAUUCGCAAAGGACAUCUACAGUAUGAGAUCACAGUAAUGACUGUCCAUAAUCUGGAACAAAUCCUCUGACCAUCAGAGUAGAGGUUUGCAUGCCGUUUCAACCAGGAGAUGUUCAAGGAUAGAAGAUCAAGGCCGAAAUAUCGUACACCGGAGUCAUGUGUCCUUCUUUUGUCCUUAAACACAACACUCCUUCAACAUACUGGACAAUUGCCAAAGCACUGAGCUGAAUAACACAAUGUUACUUCUUUUUCUUUUUUCUUUCUGAACAGAAACACGCUUUUUUGGUUUUCUCAACAUUCCUGAACUUAAGCACAAAAUAAAAUCCAAAAAAUGAUUUGCUGUAAAAUGAACCGCAUUAUUAACUUGUUUGUUAUUGGUGGACUCUUGGAGCAUUAAAUAAACCGAAAAAAUUAAUAUGGAUAUGGAGACCCACACACAGCUGGCACAAAACUCAAUGUUCUGGUAAACAUUCCCAGCAGUUGGUUUAAAUUUGACGCAGUGUUUACCAGAUUAUGCAGCGGUUAGUUUGGUACACUGCCUUUCCCGGUUAGUGUGCAGAAGACAGUGAACAUUUCAUGCUGUGCACUGUAUGUAGCAGCUUAAAUUGAAUGUCGGUUUGCAUUAUGUAGCACAGAAACUGUCUGGGAUGUGUGCACAAAACACAGCUGCACCCGUAAAACGCAGAGUAAACACUUUUUUGGAGUGACAUUGGUAAACACUCAGCACCGGGUGUUGCAUUUAAGAUUUAGACGACGAAACGGGACAGAUUCCUAAAGAUAGAUGGGACAGGAUGAACUGUUGGUACCAGUUUGUCACAGAAAAUAUUAAAUUAUUGUGCGAUUAGACCCAAAAAUGAGUUUUAGGAUCACAUGAAGAGACUAGCUGUGUUAAAAUGAAUUUAGGGAAACUGUAGCAACACUGUAGAUCUGAUAAAUGAGCAGGUGUACCCUGAGUACUGAUCAAAAUAAUGUCUGUCCUUAACACUGAUACAAAUGUCAGUACAUUUGUAUAUAAAAAUGUAUUCAUAAUAUAUAUUUUGUUCCACAUUUUUGGAUUCUUGUCAACCUUGACUCUAAAUUUCCAUUUGUCAAAUGGCGUCACUGCAGAUAACUGUGCGUUCAAAAAACUUGAGGCAAAGACUUCCAUUGAUUUCAAUGCAAUGACCACUUGUUUACCCAUAAGAUAUCAGCCCUGUGAAAGGAGCAUCACACACCCGGGCUCAUCAGUAUUGGUGACCGGAUGUCCAUUGUGAUGCAGAGCACAAACCUUUGAUCCUCCUCUGUGCCAAAGGCUUGGAGGCAAACUCCCUCUCUCCUUUUCCCUCCCUCUCUCUCUUUGCCUGUGCUUUCUCCAUCAUCCACCUCUUUCUUUCUUACAGAGAUCUCAGGGGGAUUGUUCCUUUGGUUCAAUGCUCACUCUCUGUUUUUCACUUUACCUCUGAAUCUUCGAGAUGUGCCCGGCAUACUUUUAAUUUUAAUUUAAAAAUCUAAAAAAAAAAGGCAGCAAAGCUGGGCUCGAGCACAUGCACGUGAGCUCUUUCGGCAAUUAAAAGAAUAACCUGAUAUUUUGUGAAUCAUGUUUAAUGGUUUCCUGUCUGAGAGUUCAGAGAUCGACGCCGCUGUCAUGUCUGUAUGUUAAAUAUGAAGCUGCACUCAGCAGCUGGCUGGCUGCACAAAGACCGCAAAAGAAUUAACCACCACCUCCACUCCGUCUGGCUCUAUCAAAAUCCACCUAUGAGCACCUCUAAAGCUCAAUAUUUAAGACAUUACAACUCAUCUGCUUAAUCUCUACAAAAACUGAAGCGUAAAAACAUUAAUUCACCAUUUUCCCAGGGGUAUUUUCUUGGCUAGCCCUCCCCCGUUUCCAGUCUUUGUGCUACCUCUAAGCCAAUUGGCUGCUGGUUGUAGCUUCAUAUUUAAUAAGCAGACAGCGGGUGGUAUCAAUCGUCUCAUCUCACUCUCUAACAUUUUCUUUGUGAAAUACUGUUGGGCAAACUAUUCUUUGAAAAGCAAAUGGAACACGGUCGUAGAGGCUGUUGUAUGUCUUUCAGCCUUUAACCUGUCCAUGGUACCAGUAAAUCUCUCUUUAUGGGCUUUAAUGCAUUCAAGCAUGCAUCAGCAACUCCAGCUCCAGCUGAAAGCUAAAACUGGAUUGUGUUUUUGCUGUGUCAUUUAUAUCUCAUUUACUUACUGUAAAAUAAUGAGAGCUAACGUAAUUGGACAGCUCAUCAAUUGUGCUACGUCUGAGUGAUGUCCUCACCUUUUGAACUGACGCUCUUAGUUUAACUUCAUUUGGCUUCUUAUGCUGGACAGUUUGCUCGUAAUGGUGCCCUUCUUCCACGUGUCUGUCCCUCCUUCCCCUUGCACACAGUCUGCAGCCUGCUUCCCAUGUGUCGGUGUGUCUCUGGGCCCUCGCUGAGCUUCUCCCGUGUCCCAGGGCUGAACAUAUGGUUCACAAGCCCCUGAAAGAAAGUACAGAAAAUCCCUCUCUCUCCAUGUCUCUCCCUCCCUUUCUAUUCUCAUCCCUUCAUAAUGUGACCUUAAUAGUCUGACCCUGUGUAACUGCAUGACAAGAGAAGGAAGAUAUUUUCUUCGAUGUGCCCGCUGUUUACUGAGCUGAGCUGACAGGACACAUCCGCUCACUAAGACUACUCGUUAGUGAGCAGAAGCUGCUGGAAGAGGAUAUUCAGGAAUAAAGUGAUCAUAUGAACAAAGGAAAGUCAGGGGAUGAAUAUCUGCUGUUAGCACUUCACACGUUUUUGUUUUUGUGUCUGCGUGUGUGUGUGUUUGCAUCUGGUCUAGCUACUCGGUGGGACGCAGUCUAGUUGUGAUAUGAAAGGCUCAAAGAUCUGAACAAAUCAUGUGAGUUAUGACACUCAAACGUGUCAUUGUCAGUGCUGUAGCCAAAGCGGACAGCGUGUAUAUGUGAUGUAACGCGCAUUUCCACGUCCUGAAAAAUCGCAUAUUGUCUUUGACUCCCUCAACACGUCACCUCUGCGGAUGAUGAUUUGCGACGGCGUUUGCCUCCGAGCAGCAUGGAUGAUUCAAUCGGUUGUUGCUCAGGUGACUUCUUUUUUUUUUCUCCCCCCCUUUCACCGAGCUGUCAGUGAGAUGCAAUCAAAACUAUUCAUGUGAAAAUCACGAGCUCGUUUUGUUCGGGCUUCUUUUUUUUUCUGCGCAGUUUGUCCAAGUUUUUGUUUGAUUGCUGGUCAAAUGGCAGGCAGGAAGAAGGCGGGGAGGGGGGUGGGGGUGGCGUUUGGGCUUUUUGCUUUAGAGGCGAUAUGGGCAGCUUAAUUGAAGCUGUCAGCAGGUCAGCGUAAGAGAGGCGUAGCAACCAGGUCGUUAUGUAGUUAGAGCGCCAUGAUAGUUUUAAUAGGCAGAACAGCUUUGAAAUGAAACGUUCAAACAUGAAAUAUUCUCUGUAACACGCAAACAGGAACAGUUCUCCUUGUGGGUGAUCAUAUUUUGUGGUCGGAUUAAAUUCAAAUCCCAAUUUCAAUUCAUAUUUGUGACAUUAAACCGCUCAACACACACUAAAGAUUAGUCGGUGUCUGUCACUGCAUUGUUGCUGGAUACGUUUAAUGUUGCACGAAGCAUGCUCCUGGCACAUCUCUGAAAUGAA
This is a messenger RNA of Larimichthys crocea (large yellow croaker), 6445 nucleotides long. Its product is annotated as carbohydrate sulfotransferase 1. The transcript has 2 exons. Gene Ontology annotation, molecular function: keratan sulfotransferase activity; N-acetylglucosamine 6-O-sulfotransferase activity. Gene Ontology annotation, biological process: carbohydrate metabolic process; keratan sulfate proteoglycan metabolic process; N-acetylglucosamine metabolic process. The record is from RefSeq and is a predicted model, not a curated record. NCBI's taxonomy places the organism in Eukaryota, Metazoa, Chordata, Actinopteri, Sciaenidae. Gene Ontology annotation, cellular component: Golgi membrane. Bases 466 to 1752 code for a protein of 428 amino acids.